ACUUCUUCACUGUUAUCUUCAGAUUAGGUUAGAUCGUAUUAAGUCAACACCGAUAAGGUGAAUCAAUAUUUUUUGGCAAACAAAUCUAUAGUCAGUCCUGCGCAGCCAUCCUCACUGAGAUUCCCAGCUGGCCGUGGCGAAGGAGAGCGCUCUCAACUCAAUACUCAACGUGGACCCUUCCUCAAUCGAUCUGUCGAACAAGACCAUUAUGGAACUGGUCACAGCGGUGAUUGUUACACACAAUGUUCCUGAACUCACCAGGAAGAAUGGCAAAGGUUCUAAAAGGAGGGAUCGUCAUCCGACGCCCAACGUCCACCCAUCCAAACUAAAACUAAACAAUGGCAUGAUGACAAGCUUUGGUCUCAAUUUCGGCGGAACGAAUCAUUCCAAAGAAGAACAAGAAGAACCAAGGAGGAAAUGCUUAUGCAAAGAUACAUCACUGGAACAAAACUAUGUCGGCGAUGAGGGCAACGUCAAUUACGGCCCAGGUGGUACAGGUGCCAUACCCGACGGCUUCUGGUCUUACCGUCCAACGACGAGAAGCUGCAGCCAGAGGGCGCAUAAUGUAGCCCCCUUGCCGCCUAAAAGAUUUCUAUUCUUGAAAAAUAAAUUACCUUACACGAUGGCCGACUCUUAUUGUGAUUCUUUGGGCUUGGAGCUGUACACAGCCUCCAGUCGGAAAGACGCGAUCGACCGGUCUUUAACCCUUGGGGCUUAUUUCAGUGGUCGGAGUGGGGUGUUUUUGAAUUUGGGCGUGGUACGGAGCGGAGGCAAUUGGUACAGGUACACGACCGGCGAACCUGUGGAAUUCAUGCCUCCUGGCGACGGGCCGGCGGAUUUUUCCAACCUUGCCAUCCAAACCUGCCUCGCCCUCAGCAUGGACAGUGAGGAAUUGGUCGAGGUCGACUGCUACGGCGAAUACUACUAUUUAUGCAGGCCGGCGAAGAAGGCCAGGACGCCGAAGAUGUUCUGCUGAAAGGAGGUGAGAAGAAACCGGAAAUCAGUCGACUUUUUUCUCAAUAAAACACA
Messenger RNA from Cimex lectularius (bed bug), 1029 nucleotides. RefSeq lists its product as uncharacterized. The record is from RefSeq and is a predicted model, not a curated record. Lineage: Eukaryota; Metazoa; Arthropoda; Insecta; Hemiptera; Cimicidae. The transcript is spliced from 11 exons. Bases 209 to 976 code for a protein of 255 amino acids.